Molecule: messenger RNA, 970 nt
Organism: Acanthoscelides obtectus
Lineage: Eukaryota; Metazoa; Arthropoda; Insecta; Coleoptera; Chrysomelidae
Source: the annotation of a GenBank genome assembly
AUGCAACUUACUGCGUUUAUAAUAACCUUUACGUGGUGGGGAAUUUCUCGUCUUCUCCCCCUCUAUCUGACCAGGCGUAGACGUACCUUUUCAUCGUGUAGUAUUGAACUAGCGCUGAGACGGUUGCGUUGUUUGUGUACGUUUACAUUUCAUUACGACUUGUAUUUUCGGCGGAGUCAAAAAGACUACAGGUUUUUAUGAUGGCUUUUGAUAGCACAGCUGGUCCGUCAAAGAGAGUUAGAUAUGGGGUCCGGACUUCGAAGAAACUUUGCUGAAAUGGGCGGAUGAGGUCAAUGAAGACGACAGUGAUAUUGAUUCAGAUGCCGAAUUCAUUUACAGUUAUCAUGAGAGCGGAUCGGAACAAGAUAUGGACGCAGAUUGUGAGAGACUUUCUACUGAAGACGAUGAGACAUCGAUCGGCGCUUCUACAGGAAACUAUUUCUAUGGAAAAAACCGUUUCAAAUGGUCCAAAGUACCCAAAGUAUUCUAAAAAUACACGUACUUUGCAACACAAUAUUGUAAUCAAGUGUCCGGGUGUAAAAAGUAUAAAUCUCCACAAAACCGAUCCAGAAGAGGUUUGGAAUCUUUUCUUUGAUGACCGCCAAAUUCAGAUUAUUCUUCAGUACUCCAAUUUACGUAUGGCAAAAUUGAGAGAAAAGUAUAAAAACAAAAACUCAAGUGAUACUCUUGACUUAGAUAUUAUUGAGCUGAAGGCUUUUAUUGGACUGCUUAUGCUUACAGCUAUCUUUAAAUCUAAUCACGAAGACAUUCGUUAAAUCUUUGCGACGGAUGGAUCGGGUAAAGAUAUAUUCAGAUGUGUGAUGAAUUCAAAUCGUUUUGCUAUUAUUCUUGUAUGCUUACGAUUCGAUGACCCAGAAACUAGACUCGAACGUAAAAAGAAUGACCCAUUAGCUCCAAUCUCUGAGAUAUUCAAUGCUUUCAUUAAAAAUUGUCAAAGCGCUUACACUCU